GUUUGAAACACGGAACUAGACAUGAAUGGGUAUUGGAUAGGGUAUGUCGUGAUCAGUAAAGCGCAAAUGUCUACAGUCACCCAGACAUGGACAGGUGACAGUCCUUGGUUAGUUUAGGCGUUGGGAGUGUACUCUCUCCAUUUCUUUUUUAUAGUCUGCCUGUCGGUUUCUAUCGGGACUAAUCAUGUUGUCAUUCGGGAAAAUGCGUAAACGCAUCGAGCCGGUGGUUUUAUGUGCCCAAAUAGCCAGCGCGUUUUUCGACACCGGUUUGCAGAUGGUGGUCAAGGAGAGAUGCGCCAACAUGACCGACGCGCUCUCUCCCACCCCCACCGAAGACAGCCGGCAGAAAGCUAUGUCCAACUUCUACAUGAUAUAUAAUAUGCUGGCCAAAUUCGUACCGAUCCUACCCGCUAUUCUAUUAGCCAAGGUAGGGGACCUGGGGUACCGGAAGAUCCCCAUCGUGAUCCCUCUGGUGGGCUACCUGGUCUCCAGAGUGGUCCUGCUCCUGGUCAUAGUGAUGGAUCUCCCGAUACAGGCUAUGUUCGGCGGGGUGGUGGUCCACGGACUCAGCGGCGGGUUCUGCUCCUACUGGGCCGGGGUCAUGGCCCUGGUGUCGCUCACCUCCACCGAGGAGGACCGCUCUCUCCACAUGAUGCAUAUCGAACUGGUCUACGGAGUAGCCGGUCUCAUGGGUAGUCUAGCGUCCGGGCACCUCUUCCAGUUGUACAGUGUGGAUUUUAAACAGGGGACUCUGUUAGUGAGCCUGAGUGUUUUCCUCUACUUUUUGUGUCUUAUCUACACAACCUUCUUCUUUCUAAUGCCAAGUGUCUCGACAAGCGCGCACGAGCCCAAUGGCUUCUUCACUGAGCGAAAUUCCAGGAAUAUAUUGAACAUUCUGCUUCUCUUCGCGAGCGGUAUUUUAUAUGACGUGGCCGUCGGAGGUGGGAUGGAGAUACUGGUGACCUUUGAGAUGAAGGAGCCCCUGAACUGGAGUGCUACACAGGUAGGUUACGGUAACGCCGCCGGGUUCGUGGUCUUCCUGACGAGCUUCCUGGGUGUCAUGGUAAUGUCCAGAUGGGUGAGUGACGUCACCCUCAUCAUCAUCGGCAUGGUGUCCUUCGCUGCCGGCAUCUACUUCAUGGCCUUCGUCACGGCAACGUACAUGUUCUAUCUGGCUCGAGCCCUGACCCUGUUCGCUCUGAUUCCCAUGCCAACCAUCCGGGCUCUGCUGUCUAAACAGGUGAACGGCUCAUCGUAUGGGAUCACCCUCAUCUCACUGCAGCUGUCCUUUAAGAUCGCCAGCCUGGCCUACACUCCCAUCUACACCAAGGUGUACCAGGCUACGCUGGACUGGUUCCCCGGGUUCGUCUUCACCCUGUCCAGCAUUAUCACCGUCCUGGCCACCAUACCUGUCAGCGUGGUGGGCUGCAGAGCUGGUCGGGCUGACGGUUACGAGAGGAUCCUGGGGGACUGACGGUGACGAGAGGAUCCUGGGGGACUGACGGUGACGAGAGGAUCCUGGGGGACUGACGGUGACGAGAGGAUCCUGGGGGACUGACGGUUACGAGAGGAUCCUGGGGGACUGACGGUUACGAGAGGAUCCUGGAGGACUGACGGUGACGAGAGGAUCCUGGGGGACUGACGGUUACGAGAGGAUCCUGGGGGACUGACGGUUACGAGAGGAUCCUGGAGGACUGACGGUGACGAGAGGAUCCUGGGGGACUGACGGUGACGAGAGGAUCCUGGGGGACUGACGGUGACGAGAGGAUCCUGGAGGACUGACGGUGACGAGAGGAUCCUGGGGGACUGACGGUUACGAGAGGAUCCUGGAGGACUGACGGUGACGAGAGGAUCCUGGGGGACUGACGGUUACGAGAGGAUCCUGGGGGACUGACGGUGACGAGAGGAUCCUGGGGGACUGACGGUGACGAGAGGAUCCUGGGGGACUGACGGUUACGAGAGGAUCCUGGGGGACUGACGGUGACGAGAGGAUCCUGGGGGACUGACGGUGACGAGAGGAUCCUGGGGGACUGACGGUGACGAGAGGAUCCUGGGGGACUGACGGUUACGAGAGGAUCCUGGGGGACUGACGGGUACGAGAGGAUCCUGGGCGACUGACGGCGGCGACGAUGUGAUUGUGACAGCUUUGAGAUUGAGCCACGUUAACGUCCUUGGUACCGCCAUCACAGGCCCUCCUCGCCGUCUCGGUGACACUGGAGCCGACGUCAGCAGCACUUACCAUGAAUGCAAUCGCUGCAAAAACGCAUUGUUGUUAGUUACACAACGCGUCUUUUGAACGAAUCCCAGGCCUGAGCCCAAUCAACAUGUCCAACAGGGCUGAUACAGGGCACUAUUGAAAACACUGAUAUUCUCUAGAGCCCUCAAAUUCUGGACCUCCAAGCCAGUUCCAUGUUCCCGUCACUGUGAAAUAACUCUGGUGAAGCAGAGCUGAAUUAACUUGAAAUACUUUGUCACUUUUUAAUACAUUAUUUUUUUGCAUUUCAACUAUUGUGUUCUUUAUUGUGUAUCAAAAGCACUUGAGUGAACAGAUUAAACACUUUUCUUUAUUGGU
Oncorhynchus masou masou (cherry salmon) is the source of this 2572-nucleotide messenger RNA. RefSeq names its product solute carrier family 46 member 2-like. Gene Ontology annotation, biological process: transmembrane transport. The coding region runs from base 185 to 1474 and encodes 429 amino acids. The record is from RefSeq and is a predicted model, not a curated record. Gene Ontology annotation, cellular component: membrane. The transcript is spliced from 6 exons. Lineage: Eukaryota; Metazoa; Chordata; Actinopteri; Salmoniformes; Salmonidae. Gene Ontology annotation, molecular function: transmembrane transporter activity.